Chroicocephalus ridibundus (black-headed gull) is the source of this 1976-nucleotide messenger RNA. RefSeq names its product carbonic anhydrase 3-like. Lineage: Eukaryota; Metazoa; Chordata; Aves; Charadriiformes; Laridae. Gene Ontology annotation, cellular component: cytosol. The transcript has 7 exons. The coding region runs from base 125 to 922 and encodes 265 amino acids. The record is from RefSeq and is a predicted model, not a curated record. Gene Ontology annotation, molecular function: zinc ion binding; carbonate dehydratase activity.
UCCCUCUCGGCAUGGAGUUGGCGGGAGUCUAUAAAAAGCCGCCGUGAGACGAGGCCACCGUCCUGCCAGAGCCGCCGGGAGAGGCUGAGGCGCGGCGGCGGCGGGGAACGGCGGCUCCGCCACCAUGAUCAACCCCAACUAUUACCCGUGGGGCUACGACGGCGACAACGGACCGGAUCAGUGGCACAAAAAUUACCCAAUUGCCAAAGGACGCCACCAGUCACCUAUUGAAAUCAAUAACAAAGAAGUGCAUUACGAUCCCUCCCUGCUACCAUGGUUUGCUAGUUAUGAUCCCGGUGCAGCUAAGACCAUCCUCAAUAAUGGGAAAACCUGCAGAGUUGUAUUUGAUGAUUCUUUUGAUAGAUCAGUGCUGAGAGGUGGGCCACUUCCAGGAGUCUUCAGGCUGCGUCAGCUUCACUUUCAUUGGGGUUCAUCUGACGACCAUGGCUCUGAGCAUGUUGUGAAUGGAGUAAGAUAUGCAGGAGAGCUACAUUUGUUACACUGGAAUCCCAACUACAGUAAUUACCUUGAUGCUGUGAGAAGAACUGAUGGAAUAGCUGUUUUGGCCAUAUUUUUGCAAGUAGGGAAAACUCCCAAACCAGAGAUGAAGAGAAUUCUUGAAGAAAUAAAUGCUAUCAAAACAAAGGGGAAAGCAGCUCCUUUUCCCAACUUUGAUCCUUCAGUUCUUUUCCCGAAAUCUCGUGACUACUGGACAUACCAUGGGUCUUUCACUACUCCACCUUGUGAAGAGUGCAUCACCUGGAUUAUUCUUAGAGAACCUAUCAUAGUCAGCUCAGACCAGAUGGCGAAGCUCCGCAGCCUAUCCAAGAAUGCUGAGAAUGAACCUGAUCUCCCUCUGGUUGAUAACUGGCGCCCGACUCAGCCUCGGUAUUUCAGGAUGGUGAGCGCAUCAUUCCUCUAGGACCUGGCUUGGGUUGGGUGUCCCUGAGUGCGACGACCUCUAGAACUAAGAGAUGGUUUUGCUUUGUGUCCUCUGUUGCAUUUAGACAGAACUCAAGCUGUAGGUCUAGAGGCUGAAACUUUGAAUCGUGAAAUGGGAAUUUCACUUUCAGAAGAUAACAUUUACUUAAGCAAAUCCUAUCAUUAAAAUAGAAGUAGAGAAUCUGUUUUUCUCUUCAUAACUUCUUUAACAUUAGCUUUUGUUCGUAGUACAAAGGAAGAAAGAAGAUGCUACUAACAACUACAAAACCAUUUCCUAUUGCCCACAUGUCCCUUGAUGCUUGCCUUUUCCCAUGCUAAAGAGGUUGCGGUUAAGAGAAGUAAUUGUUUUCAGCAUAAAACCUUAUUUUUCAGUAAUUGUUUUCAGCAUUAUCCAUAUCCUGCUCUGAGCUGCACCAGUUAAUGCACAAGGCGUUCUUGGAAAUAAAUGAGAUCACUCUUUUGGUAUUUGAUGCUCACAUAACAUAUGAAAAGACAGAAACUUGCUUCAUUACCAUUGAUAAAGAACUAAGCUUUUAGCUUCUCAAAACAAUGGACAGGUGAAACAGAGGACUAUUCUGAAAAUUGUAUUCACUGAGUUAUAUGACGUUAAAACUAUGGAAUGGGGGAAGAGCUGUUUCUUCGGUUUGUGUCACAAAUGGUUGUCCAUAUUAAAAGACUGAUUUGCAUUUUAAUAUCGUAGCAAUGAAAAUGACAUGGAUUUUGAGAACUUCCUUCCUGUCCUGAAUAUAUGUUUUCUCCACGUAUGUAAGUGGCUUUUCUGUGUAAAAAGGUGUUAAGACAGCAAGAGUUCUUAAUCUUUUUAGUGUUUUUUUUUGAGGCAGAUUCUCACUUCAUGUGCAAAUAAUUGAUCCUACCGUCAAUGAGAUUUGUGCGUAAAUAUCUGAAACCACAACUUGACCCUCCUGAUCAAAAUGCAGUUGACCAGGGUGUUCUUGUCCCUUGUUUUGGCAUAAAGAACAAUGAAACAGAAUUCUAAGUCUAUACUUGAAAUAACAGUAUUUCUGCAUCAAAAC